Molecule: messenger RNA, 1935 nt
Organism: Branchiostoma belcheri (Belcher's lancelet)
Lineage: Eukaryota; Metazoa; Chordata; Leptocardii; Amphioxiformes; Branchiostomatidae
Exons: 3
Coding region: 5-1285 (426 amino acids)
Biological process (GO): SCF-dependent proteasomal ubiquitin-dependent protein catabolic process
Cellular component (GO): SCF ubiquitin ligase complex
Molecular function (GO): protein binding
Source: RefSeq, a predicted model, not a curated record
CAGGAUGCCCCACCGGAAGCCGGUACCACCCUUGAGGUCUCUGUGCCUGUCGUACUUCCGGGACUUUGGAAGGCUGGAGACCGCCAGCCAGCAGCAGGGAACAACAGUCAACAGGCUAGUUAGGAGACUGCGCGUAAAAGUGAGUGGAGACGUACUGAUGGCACAAAGGCUCAUGGGAGCAGUCCUGAGGUCCACCAGCAAACUGGUACAACUUAAUGUGUCAGACAGCCCUUUUAAUGAUGACCUCAUGGAAGCUCUGGCUGUAAGCUGCCCGGCACUACAAGACCUGAACGUCAGCAAGUGCAAACAAGUGACUGACGUGGGACUCAUCACCCUGUACUGUACUGGUGACGAGUUAAACUCUGGCUGUAGGAACAUCACAAAUCUCAACGUGUCCUCCACAAGUAUGACAUCAGACGGCGUCCUUUUCGCGUUACAAGGUUGGCCUAACUUACUCAAACUUGAUGCAGACAUGUUAGAUUUUCCUCCCGAAGGAACUGACGUGCCUUCGGGAACGUACAAACUUCAGACGAUAAACUUUCCGCUACGUUACGAGUCGCUCGAGCAAAUUCAUCGCCUCUUCCCCAAACUGAAGAGUGUUGAUCUUAGCAAUUACGGUGUUCAGUAUGAAGCAGUGCCUCCUGUUGGAGCACUGGGUGAACUGCAGUUCUUGGAAGAACUGAGCAUAGAUGCAGAAAACUUUCCACCACAUGGCAUUGACAUAUUCAAAUCGCUCGGUGGGCGAAUCAAGGCACUCGAACUCUACGGCUACCAUCACGUGGAUCUUGCCGAAAUCGCUUUUGUGUUUCCUAAUUUGGUCAGGCUUGUUCUUUUCGGCUGCCACUUCGAAAACACCGGACGGAUAUACCCGGCUGAAGCUGGACUGCCGAGGCUUCGCGCCUUCAUGUUGUUCCGCUUGGGUCCGUACCAGAGUGUUGAAGAGAGCUUUCCAGCCAAUGACAUUUGCAGCCUUCUGGCAACGUGCAAGGAAAUUGAGUUCCUUGAGCUGACGAGUAUUCAAGUUUGGACACCCGAAGUGAUUGACACAUUGGCGAACUCUCUGCUGAUCAAGUUGUUAAACAGAGAUGUCUUCCAACAUUUGCGUGAACUGCAGCUAUGGUACUGCCAUCGGCUGACCACACGAGGAAUCCUGCCCGUUGUGAGGAGCAACGGUAGCCUGAGGAAACUUGGCCUGCAUCACUGCGAUGGUCUGUCACAAGACGACUUGCAAGACAUUGAAGAAAUCAUCAACAGAAACAACCUGGACCUAACACUUAGGUACUAAGCUUGGUGGCAAAAUUAGGAACUGGUGUGUUUCAGGCUACACACUUUGACAGUCUGUCGCAAGACGACCUGCAAGACAUUGAACAAAUCAUCAACAGAAACAACCUGGAUCUCACACUUAGGUACUGAGCUUGGCAAAAUUACGAACUGGACUACACACAAGAAAACAGUUACUCAAGCAACUAGAUGAAUUUUGAAAACUGUUUAAACAUUUCAAGUACUAGUAGCAUCCAAGUAGUGCUGUAUAUACACUUAGGUGCUGAGCUUGAUGGUUUUUUUUUCUAAAGUCCACUAUGUGCUGAGUUUGGUGGAUGUUUUUUUAUUAGUCAGAGAAACAUCAAUGCAUAAAAAAUGAGCAAAAACAAAGUGACGGUUGACAAAAGCAAGUUGUAUUUCGAUAUUCAAUCUAUUAUAAAAUCGACAUGGCAGAAGUACAUGGACAUCUGAAUUGUGUUGAGUUUACAAAAUCAAUAUACAAAUAUUCAGACAUGUUUUUCACAUAGCUACUGUAAGGUUUAUACAUCAAUGUUUCAAUACAUUACAUACUGUACACAAAAACAUGCUGAAAGUAUGCAACUCAUAUUCUUUCUGCACACUUGUUCAAAUGUGGUAAAUAAACUUAAGAUACCAAACAGGACACUCAAACUUACC